AUGACUGCGAAUAAAGUAUCACACGGAAGAACAAAAGCCAGCAGUAUUGCCGAAAAUGUUUUAGGCCCGGCUAGUCAAGAUAUGCUUGACUUAGAUAGUGACAAACUUUACGAUGAGGUUGGACUUUUGGUUGAGAUGCAACCACAGCUCGUUGAAGAAAAUCGAGUGGAUUUACGCUGGGUUGACUUCUUUAUGAAAUCGAAAGACAGAAAUCCUUGCACUGAAUUUAAAAAAAUGGUCACGUUCGUUCUUUCUUCGCCUGUCUCUACUGCCUCUUGCGAGCGCGUCUUCAGUAUGAGGGAACAAGCAUAG
Messenger RNA from Parnassius apollo (apollo), 312 nucleotides. NCBI's taxonomy places the organism in Eukaryota, Metazoa, Arthropoda, Insecta, Lepidoptera, Papilionidae. The record is from the annotation of a GenBank genome assembly.